AUUACUAGCUACUGCGAUGGAUGACUCUUUCUAUCAGAAAAAUUUGGAAAAUUCUCAAAAUCCAACGCUGCAAUUUGUAGAAUUGAAUAAGUGUGGAUUAGGAAAAAAUUCAUCAAAGGAGAUGUACAGAAAAAGAGCAGACAUUUUGAUGUCAGAAUUUAGCGGAGCAGUAGCGCUUGAAACUCGAAAUAGAGUUUUGAAUCAUUCGUUGAAUUGCUGGAGUAAUGUUUGUGCAGUGUGGAAUGCCUGCCUAGAGUCUGAGCCUAGCGCAUUUCGUUAUUCGUCUUGUGAUACAUGUGAGCAAAGGGUGUCACAUGUGCAUUCACUGGGCGUUAAUCACAAGAUCCUUGCUAGAAAAAAAUUUGGAGCUCUAGAAGAAGCUUUGGAAUACCAUCAAAGAUUAUACAAAGUAAAGUGCCAACAAGAUCAGUGUCCUGGCUCAUGUAUAGUUGAUUUGGUUGUUGAUUUACACAUCUUUAUUGAAUUGGACAUUCAUCCUGAAUUAACCUGUAAAGCUUCCUUACGGUGCAAGUUGAGAGAUUUUCCGACAAAUCUCAAUUUCGAUGGAGUUUCAUACAGACUAGCCGGGGUAAUAGAGAGAAUACCAGGACAUUAUGUUGCAUAUACACGGCGAACCAAUGGACAGUGGCAGGAAGCUAGUAACAUCAAAGAGAAGAUAGUACCUAGCCAUGGAGGACACGAGAUUGAACCUCAUGGAGUUAUCUAUGCAAUGAAAACAUGAAUUC
Rhagoletis pomonella (apple maggot) is the source of this 746-nucleotide messenger RNA. RefSeq lists its product as uncharacterized. Bases 17 to 742 code for a protein of 241 amino acids. The record is from RefSeq and is a predicted model, not a curated record. Lineage: Eukaryota; Metazoa; Arthropoda; Insecta; Diptera; Tephritidae. The transcript is spliced from 2 exons.